AUGCUUUUCGCCGAUAAUGGGUCGUACAAUGAAGCGGCAUUGCUCACAUCGGAACAUUAUGAAACAGCUGCUAUGAAUUUCAACGGAACUUCGGCGUCUUAUGUGGGAGGAGGAGUUUUGAUUCUAAAAACAUUAGCGGGAGAAUCAGUAGAAGUUAUUACUGAACCAAAAUCAAAUAAAACAAUUGAUAUAAUUGACCGAAUCAAAACUAUCGAUGCCCAUGACAUAACCACAAUCACCAUCAAAUAG
Parnassius apollo (apollo) is the source of this 249-nucleotide messenger RNA. The record is from the annotation of a GenBank genome assembly. Lineage: Eukaryota; Metazoa; Arthropoda; Insecta; Lepidoptera; Papilionidae.